This is a messenger RNA of Meira miltonrushii, 546 nucleotides long. RefSeq lists its product as uncharacterized. The record is from RefSeq and is a predicted model, not a curated record. The transcript has 3 exons. NCBI's taxonomy places the organism in Eukaryota, Fungi, Basidiomycota, Exobasidiomycetes, Exobasidiales, Brachybasidiaceae. Bases 9 to 422 code for a protein of 137 amino acids.
CAUCGACAAUGUGGAAACAAUCUGUACGUUUGGUCGUUUAUGCUAUUGCAGUUUUAUAUGCUGUGAGCAUCAUGGCGACAGCGAGUAGCUUAAGAAUGAAAAAGGAGGCGCGUACUUUCUUACGUCGUGAUGAACCUUCACAAGAUUGUGGCUCGCCUCAGACUAAUUACAGAUGUUUAUUCGUCUGUCCCAUGGACUCUUCAUGCCAACAAUUGGGUUUCAACAGAUCCGAAUUGUCCUGUGGCUGUCACUGUCAGCUAUGCCCUGACCAUAAAUAUUACGGUCCCGUGCAAAAUUACAAAAAUUCCAAGCCGUUGACCGACGAUCAAAGGAAGGGUUGUCCGGACGUUGUCUAUCCGUGCGAUAAUAAUGAUCAAUCGGGUGAUGAUAUCACAUUAAACAUCGGCUCCGAAUCUGGUUAAAAAAAUUCAUAGUUUGUAGUAGCUGAAGCCGUUGUAUGCAAAAAUGAGCCACUUGGAAUCUCGUUCACCCAACACCAUCAAUCUCCUCUCAUUCUCACCUUUCAUAACCUCUGUACAUUUCCCC